UUCCUCAACCUAAAGCAAACUUUCACUAUACACAACCCACCAGCCUCCUUAUAUUAUGAGGCACAAAAAGAAGCUGGUGGGUAACUAACACAACUGCAACCUAGAAACUCCAUUUCCCACCAGAAAUGGCUUCCAAAGCCUCCUCUAUCCUCCAAAUCCUCACCUUUUUUUCCAUCUUCUUUUCUCUUUCCAAUUCCAUUGACUUCAAUUACCCUGCGGUCUUCAACUUCGGCGAUUCAAAUUCCGACACAGGCGACCUUGUGGCCGGAAUGGGUGACCUCCUUCUUCCUCCUAAUGGACAGACUUUCUUCAAAACACCAUCCGGGAGGUUCUGCGAUGGCCGGUUAAUCGUAGAUUUUUUAAUGGAUGCAAUGGACCUGCCAUUUCUAAAUGCCUAUUUGGAAGCCAUUGGCUUACCUAGUUUUCGAAAAGGCUGCAAUUUUGCUGCUGCAGGGUCUACUAUACUUCCGGCAACUGCAAACGCUGUGAGUCCAUUUUCGUUUCGGAUUCAGGUGGCUCAGUUCAUGAGAUUCAAGGGCCGUGUUCUCCAACUGCAGAGUCAAACAAAAAAAUAUAAUAAGUACCUUCCUUCAGAAGAUUAUUUUGGGAAGGGGCUUUACAUGUUUGAUAUAGGACAGAAUGAUAUUGCUGGUGCCUUCUAUUCCAAAACAUUUGAUCAAAUUAUUGCUUCAAUUCCAACAAUUUUGCAAGAAUUUGAAGAUGGAAUUACGGAAUUAUAUGACCAAGGGGCAAGAAAUUUUUGGAUUCAUAACACAGGUCCUCUAGGUUGCUUGCCUCAGAAUGUUGCCAAAUUUGGGACUGAUCCAUCAAAGCUUGAUGAGCUAGGUUGUGUCAGCACGCAUAACCAGGCUGCUAAGCUUCUCAACCUGCAACUUCACGCGCUCUGCAAGAAAUUGCAGAGCAAUUAUACGGAUGCAAACAUUACACACAUUGACAUCUUCACCAUAAAAUCUAACCUCAUCGCGAACUAUUCACGAUAUGGGUUUGAACAACCUACAAUGGCUUGCUGUGGAUAUGGAGGUCCACCAUUGAACUAUGACAGUCGAAUCGCCUGUGGACAAACAAAAGCUCUGAAUGGUAGCUCGGUGACAGCCAAAGCGUGCACCGACAGUACUGAAUAUGUUAACUGGGAUGGAAUUCAUUACACAGAGGCUGCAAACCAGUAUGUCUCAUCUCAAAUACUCACCGGCAAGUUUUCUGAUCCGCCAUUCUCAGAACAGAUGCCUUUUCUUCUCAAGCUCAAGUUCUAAGGACCACCCUAUUAUGCUUAUCAUUGUUUUAUUCUUUUAUCAAAUGUGUUAAUGUCUACUGAUAUUGCAAGCUACCAAUGAAUUCUGAGUUAGACAAAUAGUUAACCGCGUGACUUGAAGCUAGA
This is a messenger RNA of Cornus florida, 1396 nucleotides long. RefSeq names its product GDSL esterase/lipase At1g54790-like. Gene Ontology annotation, molecular function: hydrolase activity, acting on ester bonds. NCBI's taxonomy places the organism in Eukaryota, Viridiplantae, Streptophyta, Magnoliopsida, Cornales, Cornaceae. Bases 126 to 1271 code for a protein of 381 amino acids. The transcript has 5 exons. The record is from RefSeq and is a predicted model, not a curated record.